Molecule: messenger RNA, 599 nt
Organism: Vicia villosa (hairy vetch)
Lineage: Eukaryota; Viridiplantae; Streptophyta; Magnoliopsida; Fabales; Fabaceae
Exons: 1
Coding region: 120-464 (114 amino acids)
Biological process (GO): regulation of systemic acquired resistance
Source: RefSeq, a predicted model, not a curated record
AUCUCAAACACAACCCGCAAUUACGCAACAAUACCAACUCAACCACUCCAAACAAUAUUCUUCGUCACACUAUCUCUCCGUUUCUCUUUUCCUUUUCAAAUUGAACUCAUAUUUCAUACAUGGAAAAUAAGACGAAGAAAGAGGUCAGAAAUGAUGGUUAUGACAGCGAGGAAGAAAAAGAAGAGAUGAAGAUAGAGAAGUUCUACUCUCUGCUAAGAAGCUUCCGUGAAGCCCGUGAUAGACUACGCCGGAGGGAAGAACUACAUGAUCAUAUAGAUCAAAACGAGAGCAACAAGAAAAGGAUGAAGAAGACAGAGCCUUGUUUUGAAUUGCAGGAUUUCACUACAGAAAUUCACUUUCCAUUGAAUUUUCCUGAUCCAGUAAAAAACAACAACGGUGAGAAGAAGAAGAAAGAACAACUCAAGGAACAUGCUCUUGACCUUAAACUCUCGCUCUCUAACUAGCGUCUCUCUUUAUUUUUCGUCUUUGGUUAUGUUAUGCUUCAUUAUUCAUGGACCAUGAAACUAUCGAAUUUUGAAGUGACGAAGUUUUCUUUACAAUUCGGACAUAUUUUUAUCUAUUAUCUAAUUUCUUUAAAA